CUAGGUUACAAAAGGAGCAAAAAACAGCACUAACUGUUUAUUUACUGCUCACAUUCAUAAAAAAGCGAGACUAACGGAAUAACGCUAACGCAGUUUUUGAAGGAAAACUAUCUUAUGGAUCCAGCUAAGCAACUAGGAAUUGGGAAAGAACAGGCGAGAAUCGAACAUUUGGCGCGUCGAAAUUUCCAGAAAAAAUGGGCUAAACUGGCGGAUGAAAAGUUGAACAGGUUCUACAACCAAAACGAGGUCAAUCAACAGCUGAACGAGAUACUGAAAAACAAAGAUCUCUGCCCUUAUAAAUACACGGGUAAAGGGGACUCAUAUUUCGUGUCGCCGGAUAUGUACAACUCAAUGCUGGCCAAAUGUCGUUGUGGCCGUAAGCGUAGUGAGACACAUAUUUUAAAAUGCCUACAAAAAGCGGAGAAUCCGUAUAAUCAACGAGCAGCGUCAGCUGAUGUCAGUGCUGAAAAUGCAGGCCAAGCCACUGGCGAUAGAAGCAAGAGUGCGGCCAAUGCUUCUUAUCCAAAAACCUCAAAUUCUUUAAUUGGUUGGCAAAAGCGUCCUUCCAGCUACAAACAGUGGGAGAACUCAAUGAAACACAUCUCACCAAUCGCCACUAUGCCUCAACCACGCCUGACUGCGACUUCAUAUAAUAUACUUCAUAUUGCCUAAGUGAUUCACACAAAUAGCCGAUAAACAUUUCAUCUUUAACUUUUAUAAAAAUAUAUGUAUAUUU
This is a messenger RNA of Zeugodacus cucurbitae (melon fly), 736 nucleotides long. RefSeq lists its product as uncharacterized. NCBI's taxonomy places the organism in Eukaryota, Metazoa, Arthropoda, Insecta, Diptera, Tephritidae. The transcript is spliced from 4 exons. Bases 115 to 672 code for a protein of 185 amino acids. The record is from RefSeq and is a predicted model, not a curated record.